AUACUUUCGUAAAUGGAGUAUACAUAUUAUCAGACUGUUGAUUGUAACAGCCGGUAGCACGCGCGAGAGAGAGCGAGAGCAACACGGCAUACUUAGAGGCCUAUCGUACAACAGAAGAAAUCAAUCUAAUGUGAAUAGACAGCAGACCUAAUGUUCACCGAAACUUCUGACAAAUGGCAACUUCAUGAUUUGACUGAAAAGUGUACGGUAGUGAGAUUGAACUAUUAAGAGGGAGCAAUAUGUUGUGGCUAUACGCGAUCGGGUGUUGGCUAUUGGCCUUUUUCAUACCUACCUGGGGUAGUGACGAUGCCAAAAGACUAUACCACGACCUCCUGGUGGAGAGACACUAUAACAAACUUAUAAGACCAGUCAGCAACAGUUCGGACAAACUUGUUGUGAAGAUGGGCAUACGACUGUCCCAGCUGAUAGACGUGGAUGAAAAGAACCAGAUCAUGACGACGAAUGUCUGGCUUCGUCAGUGGUGGUAUGACGCUAGCCUGGUUUGGAACCCGGCCGAGUACGCCAACAUUACUAAAUUGGAGGUUCCUUCACCUAAAAUAUGGACGCCCGACAUUGUCCUCUUUAACAAUGCCGACGGCCACUACGAGGUGACCUUGAUGACGAAGGCCACAUUACACCCAAAUGGGUUAGUUGUAUGGGAGCCCCCUGCUAUUUACAAGUCUUCCUGUCAGAUAGACGUCGAGUUCUUCCCCUUUGAUAUACAGGAAUGCAGCAUGAAGUUCGGGUCUUGGACGUAUGAUGGAGACCAGGUCGACAUCAUUCACAUGUGCUCUGACGAGGCCAUGGACCGGAAGUUGAUUGCCGAGGGUAUUGAUCUGCGUGAUUUCUACCCUAGCGUGGAAUGGGACAUUUUAGAGGGGAUCGCCCAGAAGAACGUCCGUCGUUACGCUUGUUGUCCUCAACCAUACCCAGAUAUCACAUUUAACAUCACUAUGAGGCGGAAGACGCUGUUUCACACUGUCAACCUCAUCAUUCCUUGCGUGUCAAUCUCAUUCCUCACUGUCUUGGUAUUCUAUCUGCCCUCAGACAGCGGAGAGAAAAUUACUUUGUGUAUAUCCAUUUUGCUCUCGCUCACUGUGUUCUUCCUGUUGUUGGCGGAGAUAAUUCCGCCUACUUCGAUAGUGGUACCCCUGAUCGGCAAAUACCUACUCUUCACCAUGAUCCUUGUCACCUUAUCCAUCCUCGUCACCGUUAUAGUCCUCAACGUACACUUCCGCUCGCCCUCCACCCACACGAUGUCACCAUGGGUGCGCAGGGUGUUCCUCAACAUCCUCCCACGUCUGUUGAUCAUGCGCAGACCAUCUACUGACCGUGAGGGAACACAGUCACGUGUUUCUGUAAGAACUUGGAACGGGGUGGAAGUUCGAAAUUCAUAUCAGGACCAAAUACGAAACACGAUAGAUGGGGAAGAUAUACGAUUUAUUCGACAUGGUCUAGAAGAGCUAGUAGCGCAGACUGAAACAGAUUCCUGCCAAAGGCGCAAACCAGUCCCAAUGGAAAUACAAAACGCUGUGGACAGCGUAUUCUUCAUCGCCGAGCACUUGAAGUCAGAGGAUCAGGAGAAUUCAAUAAAGGAGGACUGGAAGUAUGUUGCCAUGGUGCUGGACCGAUUGUUUCUGUGGAUCUUCACCACUGCUUGUGUGGUUGGAACCUUCGGAAUCAUCUUACAGGCGCCCACCAUAUAUGACGCCAGGAUGCCUCUUACACCCCAUGACACGUGUUUCCUGCCGUCUUAGUGAUGACGUCAUCGUGUGACGAUUACAUAUCUGUGAUAGUGACGUAGAUGUGAAAGUGGACACGUGUGUGUGCAACUACAUGUAAGGUUAAAAAUAUAGCCACUUAGUGACUGAGAUUUCCAUUAGUGGAAUAGUGACGAUUGUGUGUAUACAGUGUCCAAAUUAUCGCUAGGAUCUAUUGUAUAACACGUUUUAUUGUCUUUUAUAUCUAAUUUGGUAAUACGAUAAUAACGUUGCUAGUUGUGAACACGUUACGAUACAUCUGUUGAUUUUGAGAAAUGGAUUUUUUUUCGGAUUCGGAAGCAACAUUGAUCUGUAACAACGAAAGGGUACACAAGCCAACACGGUAACAUUCCAACAAUCAAGCAAAUAUCACAACAAUAAUAUAUACAAAAAAAAUAAGUCAUUAAUGAAGUCUUGAAUAAACAUGACUAUUUAUUAAUGCUGGAUUUAUUGGAAUAGUGAAUAAAUGUAUUUCCUCAUACAACCGGAAUUAUGAAACAGGAACGUGUCACAAUUUUUAGUCUCCCAGACAGAGAGCCGUCUGUGUAAGCGGUUUUCUUUCUUUUCUUUUUGUGUUAACAGGAAUCUCAUCUAAAAGUCUUCUAUUUAGGUUUGUGUAAAAUGCAGUUCGUCUCAUGAUUUUAUGUCACAAGAAAGUGCCUGUGUGUGUAUUUAUGUUUGUAUGAUUCUGUAGAUGGUGUUAAUGUCAGUUAUCUGAUGUAAACGUUUCUGAUGAUCUCUAAUAAGUUGCACAAAGAAACACACGCUCUAAGUUAGGCACGUGCCGAGGGUUUAAACGUGUCAAAUCAAUUAAUAUUCGGUGUUUAAAGUUUUAAUUUUCAUUUAGAACUAUGAGUACGGCGUGUUGAAGCAAAGCGCGACAUUUCUGUAGGUUAUAAAUAAAUGACUGAUAUUUCUAGAAUAUUGACAGGAGUAGCUACUUCACGAACAUUGGUUUACUUAAAAAAGCUAAUAAGCUGU
Molecule: messenger RNA, 2741 nt
Organism: Ylistrum balloti
Lineage: Eukaryota; Metazoa; Mollusca; Bivalvia; Pectinida; Pectinidae
Product: acetylcholine receptor subunit alpha-like 1
Exons: 5
Coding region: 240-1757 (505 amino acids)
Biological process (GO): regulation of membrane potential; nervous system process; monoatomic ion transmembrane transport
Cellular component (GO): postsynaptic membrane; synapse; neuron projection
Molecular function (GO): transmembrane signaling receptor activity; acetylcholine-gated monoatomic cation-selective channel activity
Source: RefSeq, a predicted model, not a curated record